This is a messenger RNA of Hypoxylon fragiforme, 1280 nucleotides long. RefSeq lists its product as uncharacterized. The record is from RefSeq and is a predicted model, not a curated record. NCBI's taxonomy places the organism in Eukaryota, Fungi, Ascomycota, Sordariomycetes, Xylariales, Hypoxylaceae. Gene Ontology annotation, biological process: cristae formation. The coding region runs from base 274 to 1005 and encodes 243 amino acids. Gene Ontology annotation, cellular component: mitochondrial crista junction; MICOS complex. The transcript is spliced from 2 exons.
GAUUUAUUGAAUAUUCAAUUAACUAGUUAUUCAUAAAUAUUUAUUUCGUGAUACUGCACAUCUCCAGCCCUCACCAUACCUAUAUCUCACUACCCACGUCAACCUAGUACCUACAUAGACAUAGACACCUAAUUACACACUUCUAGGUAUUAAACACACUCGUCUACCAUACAUACCUCCCUCAACAUCCGAGUAUUUCUCUCAUAGUAUCUGCGCCAUAGUGCGCCUACCCUCACAGCUAGAUAGAGGGAAACACACAAAGAGUAGCUCAACAUGGGCUUCACAACAGGCUUCACCGGAGGCGUAACCCUCACCCUCUCAAUAGCCUACCUAACCGUGCUCACGCACCAGCGAAACCGAGAAUACCAAGCCGCCAUCCUGCGGCAGCAAACCCGCGCCCUCUCAGGAAUCAUCGACCCCCUCCCCCCAGCCCUCCCGCCCACCCGCGCCGAGCUCGCCGCCGCCCAGCGCGCCAACUUCGUCGAGCGCGCCAAGGACCGCUGGAACGCCGAGGUCGAGGGCGCCGUCCACUGGGCCCAGAACAAGGACUGGUACGAGGCGCGCCAUGACCUCGAGGCCGCUGCUGCUAGGCUGUGGGCUAGGGCGCUUAGCAGCAGCAGCAGCGACGAUAAGAACGUACGGGCCGAGGCGGAGGGGAAGGCGCAGGAGAUCGUGGCUAGAGCUAGGGAUCAGACGAUCAGCAGCCAGGCGGGCAGCGUAGCGGCGGCGUCGGGGAACUCGCUGAAGGCCCAGGGCAUCGAGGCGGCGAAUAAGGCGGAGGGGGAGGCGAAGGCGGCAAAGGGCUCGAUCUUCGGUGCUAUUGGGGGGUUUUUCUCGAGGGGCAAGCAGAUGUUGGUGGGUGCAUCUGAAGAAGAGAAGGCUAGUAAUGUGUUGUUGUCGCCGGAGGAAAAAGCUCUGCAGAAACGAUACCAGCAGGGAGCGAGUGGUAUGAAUAGGAGUACGGAGGAGGUGCUUGCUGAGAGAUAUGGGUCCGCGAAGCAAUAGAAACUGAAAAGUGUGAAGUUUGUGGUUUGCAAGUAAAAAAAAAAAGAAGAGAUUGUUAAAGGGGGGGAGAAAGCAAUCAUGAGCAAAGACAUCAAAGGCCCUUGACCUAGGAGCAUACAUACAUACAGUGGGAGUUGUCGCUCAAACAAAACGAAGACUAAUAGAUGCGCCCAGGGCACUUGUUUACCAAUGUGUGUGUAUAAUAUAUACUAUACAACCCUUGUGGUUUCCUACCUUGUUGACUAUUAGGUAUGCCAUCAGACUUAAUCAUUUAC